Messenger RNA from Trematosphaeria pertusa, 1041 nucleotides. RefSeq names its product stomatin family protein-like protein. Gene Ontology annotation, cellular component: plasma membrane. The transcript has 2 exons. Bases 1 to 1041 code for a protein of 346 amino acids. Lineage: Eukaryota; Fungi; Ascomycota; Dothideomycetes; Pleosporales; Trematosphaeriaceae. The record is from RefSeq and is a predicted model, not a curated record.
AUGAGCGACACUGGAAAGGCUCCUGUCAAUGGCGCCGGGUCUACCCGCGGCCGCGGCGACCCCAUUGUCAAGGUCCAGCCGCCGAGGCGCGAGGACCUUCAGCCUAGCUAUGCGCGCGUUAUCAAGCCGGAUGACGAUCAGGGCGACGGUCAUGGCUGGUACGGAGCCAUGAUCAACACGCUAGGAGAUUGCAUUGGUACGAUGGGAGCUAUCCCCUGCUGCAUCGUCUGCCCGAACCCAUAUAAGAACGUCAGCCAGGGCAAUGUAGGCCUCGUCACCAAGUUCGGACGCUUCGCGAGGGCUGUGGAUCCCGGUCUUGUCAAGGUCAAUCCGCUGUCCGAGAACCUCAUUCAGGUCGAUGUCAAGAUCCAGAUUGUUGAGGUCCCUAAGCAAGUCUGCAUGACUAAGGACAAUGUCUCCCUCCACCUUACCUCCGUGAUCUACUAUCGCAUCACCUCCCCGCACACGGCCGCUUUCGGCAUCUCCAACAUCCGCCAAGCGCUGGUCGAGCGCACCCAAACCACCCUGCGGCAUGUAAUUGGCGCUCGCGUCCUACAGGAUGUCAUCGAGCGCCGCGAGGAAAUCGCUCAAUCUAUCCGCGAAAUCAUCGAGGAGACCGCCGCGGGCUGGGGCGUCGAAGUCGAAUCCAUGCUCAUCAAGGACAUCAUCUUCUCCCAGGAGCUCCAGGAUUCGCUCUCCAUGGCCGCCCAAUCGAAGAGGACGGGUGAGGCCAAGGUCAUUGCUGCGCGCGCCGAGGUUGAGUCCGCCAAGUUGAUGCGGCAAGCUGCCGAUAUCUUGAGCUCUGCGCCCGCCAUGCAGAUCCGGUACCUCGAAGCUAUGCAGAGCAUGGCCAAGACGGCAAACAGUAAAGUAAUCUUCCUCCCUGCGCAGAACCAAACGGUGCAGUCGCAAUUGGCAGAGGCGGACAAGGCGGGCGAAGGGCCGUCCAAGUACAACGCCGAUGGCGCGGCGCACGAGUACGGAAUCAACAACCCCGGCUUCCAGAGCGCUAUCAACUCGAACAUCAUCGAGAACAUGUAA